CGUUAAUAAGGUGGGUAUCAAUUUGUUAUGGUGGAGGGAGGGAGAGUGAGGGAGGAGUUCCCCCUGCGAGUGCCGAAGCCCUCUGCUCUGCAUUCCGCCAGAGCUCACAGGCGCACCGGUCACAGCUCGGCUCCGGGACGAAAGUCCGCUUUCAGGUCGAGGAAAAAGUGGCCGUUUUCCCCCGCUUUGGUGCGUUUGCGAGUCCCGUUCCCCGGUGGAAUGCUUUACUUUUCGUCCUGCAGCUGUCUGAAGAGCGAGAGAAGGCGGUUUAUGUCUUUUUAAGGAAGAAGCUUUUCUUUGUAAAUCACACUGCAGCUGAGCGAGGCUGCACCAUGGUGAUCAUGACAGAAACCAGCGGGGGUUCGCAGCCCAGCCCUGCCCAGCGCAGGCCCCUGCAGGUCGGCUUCUAUGAGAUCAUUCGCACCCUGGGAAAAGGAAACUUUGCGGUGGUGAAGCUGGCCAAACACAAAGUCACCAAAACCCAGGUGGCAAUAAAAAUUAUUGAUAAGACCCGCCUGAGUCCUUCCAACCUGGAAAAGAUUUACAGAGAAGUGCAGAUCAUGAAGCUGCUGAACCACCCACACAUCAUCAAACUCUACCAGGUCAUGGAGACCAAAGACAUGCUGUACAUUGUGACGGAAUAUGCAAAGAACGGAGAGAUGUUUGACUACCUGACCUCAAACGGCCGCAUGAGCGAAGAUGAAGCUCGGACGAAGUUCUGGCAGAUUCUGACAGCGGUGGACUACUGCCAUCGGCACCACAUCGUCCACCGCGACCUGAAGACGGAGAACCUGCUGCUGGAUGGCAACAUGAACAUCAAGCUGGCUGACUUUGGAUUUGGAAACUUCUACAACGCGGGGGAGCCUCUGUCCACGUGGUGUGGCAGCCCGCCUUACGCCGCGCCCGAAGUCUUCGAGGGGAAAGAGUAUGAGGGACCUCAGCUGGACAUCUGGAGCCUCGGUGUGGUGCUUUACGUUCUGGUCUGCGGCUCUCUUCCGUUUGACGGCCCGAGCCUUCCCGCACUCAGGCAGAGAGUCACAGAGGGGCGUUUCAGGAUUCCCUUCUUCAUGUCUCAAGACUGUGAAAACCUGAUCCGGAAAAUGCUGGUGGUGGACCCCGCCCGCAGAAUCUCCGUGGCGCAGAUCAAGCAGCACCGCUGGAUGCUGGCGGACCCCGCCGCCGCCCACCAGACCCUCUGCCACUCCCUGACAGAUUAUAACUCCAACCUGGGGGACUACAGCGAGCCUGUGCUGGGCAUCAUGAACACGCUGGGCAUUGACCGCCAGAGGACCAUCGAGUCCCUGCAGAGCAGCAGCUACAACCACUUCUCUGCGAUCUAUUAUCUGCUGCUGGAGAGGGUCAGGGAGCAUCGGGCGCAGCAGCUGAGCCGGCAGUGCGGGAGCUGGAGCCAGAGGCCGCGGAGCACCUCAGACUCCUCUGGGACAGAGGGGAUCAUGGAGAUCUCAGACAGCUUCAGGAGCACGCCGUUCCCCGCCAAGAGCGCUCCUUCUGCUGCGUACUCCGAGGUGGAGUGUGACCAAGGAGGAUUAUUCCAGCGGGUGGUGUUCCCGGUGGAGGCCAGUUUGAACAGACUGCUCUGGAACCGCUCCAUUUCCCCCAACAGCCUGCUGGAGACCAGCAUCAGCGAGGAGGUGCGGCCCCGAGACCUAGUGGAGGAGGAGGCCACGCAAGCCUUCGGGCCCCUCCUCCCGCCCACCACCACGUCCCGCAGGCACACUCUGGCCGAGGUCUCCGCCCGCUUCCACCAGUGCAACCCUCCAUGCAUCGUGGUGAGUCCCUCCGACGGCGCCUCAUCCGACAGCUGCCUGAAGUCCUCCUCCAGCCCCCCUCCCUCCUUACAAGCUGCCAUCCGGGAGGUGUCGACGCUUCAGGCCCCCGAUACCCGGAAUGAAGCCCCGGCACCCACCGGAGCUCCUCUGACUCUGUCCUCCCACCUGCAGCCGCAGGGGCAGAGCAGCCUCCCAUCUGCCAGCUUCCAGGAGGGCCGACGAGCUUCGGACACCUCCCUGACACAAGGACUCAAAGCGUUCCGCCAGCAGCUGAGGAAGAACACGCGCACCAAAGGGCUUCUGGGAUUGAACAAGAUCAAGGGUUUGACGAGACAAGUCGUUUCCCCUCCUUCCUGUAACCGUGGCAGCCGAGGUUCAAUUGGCCCCGCCUUCUCGGAGCAUCGCAGCAUGCUGGAGGAGGUGCUGCACCAGCAAAGGAUGCUGCAAAUUCAGCACCAACCGCAGCCCCACGUCCAAGCCGCCCCGACGGGACCAACCCCCAAUCCCCUCCUUUUCCUGACGCAGCAGAAGUCCCCCUCUCUUCCGUCCACCGCCAUGUUUGCGUCCUCCUCCCUGUUCGAUGCUCCUGGCCAACACAGCCAGCCCCCCCAGCCGGCAUCGGGGGGCCUCCAGCACAGCCCCUGGCACCAAACCCUGGAGACGUCCUUCUCUGGCUCGUCCCUGUCCCCCGUGGCGUCGGCCGCUUACCUCCUAGAGGCCCGUUUGCACAUCAGCCAGCAGCCCCGCCCUUACCCGUUCAGCAGCUUCCAGCAGCCGCAAUCUGCCCCGCCCCUCGUCCCGUCCAAGACGGUCCUGUGGCCGACGGGUUCCGGCACAGAUCCGAACAUGCAGGAGCUCGCGGGCCUGACUGGCCAGCAGCAGCAGCUCAGCAGCUGUGUGAUGGUGAAGUAAACCAUCCGGCGAUGCUUAUAGGAAAAAACAAAAAAGACUCACGCCCCAGAAGACAACAAGGAAAAGGGGCCAAAGAAGAACUGAUGCAAGUGAAAACACACUGAAGUACACACAGCAGUAUGUGCACACAUAGGUAUGUGUUUGAGAUCAUAUAAGCUAAUGAAGAAGCAAUAACCAAACUCCGGAUGAUGAACGUCGAGCAUCUGGAGGAGCAAUAACGGACUAGAAAACUCUGACGGACUCACUUGAAUGAAACGAGAGCUGUUGCUGGUGGCUGUCUCUCACAGGUUCUAUUGCUGUCUAUGUUCAUUUUUUUGUGUUUGUUUUUAAAAGCGAUAAGCACCCCCACCUCCCACCCCUUUUUUUUUCAUUUUUAAGUAGCUCCCAAGUGCUCAAAGUUUCGCUGUACAUAAGACCAAAAACAACCUUUGAUUUCCUGCUUCCUUCGCCUUUUCACAGACAUUUCAGUGUAGCAGCGGAACAUGCAGUGUGAGCUUACUGAAGGAGUUUGGAUUCAAACUGUGACACUUAUGUUUAGUAUUUUCUUUUUUUUUUUGCUUUAUUUGUAGCUAUACACACACAAAAAGCUGCUUUUACCUCAGGCUGCAUACAGACAGCCUCCUUCAGGCCAAACUGAGUGAAGGCAGGGUCCACCGGUUGCUAGAAGCACAAUAGGUACUCGAUCGAACCCUUCUUGGAUCUUUUUUCCUCCUCUAGCUUUGUUUUUCCCCUUCAUGUUAGCUGCUUUUACUACCUCCUCAGGCAACAAGGUCAACAUGUUGAAGGUGUCACCACAUCAGUUCAGGACUGAGAUGAAAGCUGCGUUUCACGCAGGCAGAACAAAGACUGUUGGGAACUGUGCAAUAUCUGACAUUAGAGAAAUUGGGCUUUGACUAGAGGAGGAUUUGCCUGAGGGAUGUUUUUUCUUCUGGUUUCGUAGUGUUUUCUGAUGCAAAAAAACCAAAACAAAGGUACUUUCCGACGUAACCGAGGAAAAAAUCACUGUAGACUCAGAGAAAAGGCAUCUGACAAAUGCUUUCCUUCCUUUAGAUUGAUCGUUGCUCAAUAACUAAGCAGAGGAAUUUUGUUUGUUUCUUUUGUUUUUUUACCAAAGAGAAGGGUAACCCGUCAAAGACACUACUGACUUUUUACUUCACAUGCUGUCUCAGGAUGUAGCGCAGUUUAGCUUGUGAGCUCCUCCGCUUUACGAAAAGGUGGUUUAUCUAGCUGUUACUGAUAACCAUGGCGGUAUUUUUUUUUAUCAUUAUUAUUAUUUUACUAUAAACGAGGACGACAGGAAAUAAAAAAAGGUCACAACAAAGCAAUACCGCUUGCUGGUAGAAGCUAGAAACCGCGUGUCCGUGCAGCAGUUCGGGUGUCAGCAUACAUAAAGCGAUGCAGUCCGCAUGCUCAUCUUUAGCAUGUUAUAGGAGCGCAGUAUUUUUUGUUGUUGUUUUCGCAAAUAUGCAGUGUUGCAUUUUUUUUUUCUGUCCCCCGAGCGUCUGGCGUUUUAGUGCAGCCACCUCCGACAACCGUGCCUUUAUCCGAACAAACGUGUAGUCGGAUUUCUCUGCAACUGAUUGCAAAAAGUGAGGAAGAAAGAAAAAAAAGAAGGAUGGUCAGCGCUACGGCUCGGUCUAAUUCCCUAUCCUUGUUUUUUUUACCUUGGAGCUUGCUGUGUAAACAGAAGCAAAGUCUGCACUUUAUUUAUGUUUCUGAUGAGAAUCGUUGGUUUGUGUUUCCUGUUUCCAAAUCACGUCACUGUUGGAACACUAAGACUCUUGAUGCAAAUAUGUACGGUGACCCUUUUGAUAAACCUGUCGUGUUUUCUUAUUUGUUACUUGACUGUGUUAUCAUAGACACGUCUUUGUGUGUGUGUGUGUGUGUGUGUGUGUGCGCGCAAAUGUGUGUGAGUAUGGAGCAGAAAAGGAGGCGGAGAAUAGCUGUUUGUUUAAGAAAGAUUGUUUAUUUAUGUGGCUAUUUAUUUGAAUAAAGUUCACUUCCUAAACAC
This is a messenger RNA of Oryzias latipes (Japanese medaka), 4713 nucleotides long. RefSeq names its product salt-inducible kinase 1 (gene sik1). The record is from RefSeq and is a predicted model, not a curated record. Lineage: Eukaryota; Metazoa; Chordata; Actinopteri; Beloniformes; Adrianichthyidae. Gene Ontology annotation, biological process: microtubule cytoskeleton organization; intracellular signal transduction; protein phosphorylation. Gene Ontology annotation, molecular function: ATP binding; tau-protein kinase activity. Gene Ontology annotation, cellular component: cytoplasm.